AUGCGGCAGUUAAGGGCAGUGACAACCUUGGACUCCGUGAACCUCUUCAACAACAGACAGCCGCCGAAGAAGAAGCGGAAGAGCCGGACGGCGUUCACCAACCACCAGAUCUUCGAGCUGGAGAAGCGGUUCCUGUACCAGAAGUACCUCUCGCCCGCCGACAGGGACGAGCUGGCGCAGAGCCUCGGCCUCAGCAACGCGCAGGUGAUCACGUGGUUCCAGAACCGGCGCGCCAAGCUCAAGCGGGACAUGGAGGAGCUCAAGCGCGACGUCGAGUGCACCAAAGUCAUCUCCUCCAACAAGACGCUCCUGGAGGCCUCCGUGAACGUCGCGGCGCUCCUGAAGGUCAAGGAAUUCCCGAGGAUACCGAUCACCUCUUUGCCGCACUAACAGGGGGCAGGGGAAGGUUGGGUCAUGGUGGGUGACCUUCUUAUUUAAGGUCACGGAAGCAGAUGUCGGCGAAAGGAGAAAGGACAAAUCUCUCGAUAUCGUCACGUGUGAAACUGUGUGCGUACGUGUGUUUGUCGUAUUCGGUUCGUGUAUACAUCUGUGUAUGUAUACUUGAGUAAGUGUGUGUAUGUGAGAAUAUGUGCGUCUCAGUGUUUACCAAGAAUCCUCCCAGUCGUGCGAAUCCAGUCGGAUGCGUUGAGAAGAGUUAAUAUAAUUUUCAUCACCGUCUGUCAUUGAAGAAAGAAGUCACUCUUAGAUCACGAAGCCCGGCAUGUUGUUUGCUCUGAUGACGUCACGCUGUGCGUCACCGAACAGCUGUUGUCGUCGCCUCGUCCUCCGCCUCUGCCAUCUUGAAUUUCAAUCCAAGACCAUAGCAAAAACAAAUGAAGUGCAAAUGAAGUCUACAUCGCAACGAACAGCUGCUUGGCGAUAAACGGACACAAAAAGAAAAAGAAGAAAAGAAAAGAAGAGGAGAGGGAGGACCCUACGCCAUGCCACCUCAGCGGCGUCUCCAUCUCCGGCAGACAAACGUGUUGGCUACGUGUUGGGAGAUGACGUCAUCAUUUCCAUUUUAGAUACAGUAUCAUCGUCUAAGUCAUCGUCAUCUAUUAUUUUCGCUUGCAUUUUCAUCGGGCUGAAGAGGACAAAAGGAAAAAUUAGACAACGACGAAAUUAUGAUAAAUUUGGAAUUGCGAGUGAUGUUGCAUGUUGUAAUGUUAAAGGAUUUUUUUCCGCGAUUCUGAUCUAAUAUUACACUCUGUAAUAUUGCUAAAUGUC
This is a messenger RNA of Penaeus vannamei (Pacific white shrimp), 1227 nucleotides long. Lineage: Eukaryota; Metazoa; Arthropoda; Malacostraca; Decapoda; Penaeidae. The record is from RefSeq and is a predicted model, not a curated record.